AGCAGCGGCAGGGAGGAUGCUGCCGAGCAAAUGAAUGAAGAUGCGGGGCUGAAAGAGAGGAGGACGAAUCGGCGGAUGGAGCACCAGCAUUAUAUUUUGGACAUGAUUUGAAGAGCAGUUGAACGUUUUGGCUAAAUUACAAGUGAGCAGUAAGACAGGAAACCAGCUUGUUGAGGAGUGACGGCGCGUCCGUUUGUAGUCUAUAUAAUUAUUUUUUGGUUGACAUCGCUGUCUUUGAGGAGGAGGAGGAGGAUGUUAAAGACUGGAGUGUUUGCACCAAGUGUAUUUUGUCUUUUUCUCCAGAAACAGCUUCUUCUUGAAAGAAGAUGCUUACCGUCUCCAUGGGGCGUUGAAGGUCUUAACUUGCGGCGGUGAAAAACACUCGGUUAAAGGGAUUUAAUGGCACAGCGGACGGCGAGAAAGACCCAGCGAUUGAAACUGGGAUUUAUGAACAGUCGGCUUAUUGAGAUUGAGGGUUCGGAUCUUAAGGUUUUUUUCGGCUGAGGAUAAAUAUCUGUACAAGUAUUAGUGUGUCCACCGUUGCUCAAAUCUCACAGUGUCCAACCAAAGGAGUAACGUUAACUGUUAAUCAGCAAGCUAGCAUCGGACAGAUGAAGCUAGCUUAACGUUAUUUGACAGGUUAGACAACAAUUUUGUUUGUCUCUUUUAUUUAUUUUUUCCCCCCUUUUGUAUUUAAAAGCUUACUUUAGUUAGAAGUGACACUGCCUUUCCUGUCAGUCAGUUUAACGUUAGCUAGUUAAUCCUCGUUUGUGUGUUAACUGGAGGAGUUUUGUUUAACGGCUGCUAACGGUCGCUCCUACUAACUGGCAGUCAGUGCUGCUGUGAGUUCUUGCUCUUCAUCAUCAUCAUCAUCAUCAUCAUGCAUGCGCCAACACGUUUGCUCGGAUGAAACCAACACCCCACCAAAAUGUACUCAAGGGCAUAACAACAACACCACCACGAAGACAUGUCGGACUGAAUACAGCACCGUGGCUCCGCCGACCGUGAAGUCGCAACAACCACAGCGGCUUUAGUUUGGAGAGAGAGCGGAUCAAGAGCUGAAGCUAGUCCCCACUGAAAAGCCUGUUCACACCGCCCUCAAGAGACCACAGACAGCAGGACCAGUUUCGACUAAACCCAAGCCUCCAAAAUCCAGCAAAAAUGGGAGAGCAGCCCAUCUUCAGUACACGGGCCCACGUCUUCCAGAUCGACCCAAGCACCAAGAAGAAUUGGGUUCCCACCAGUAAACAUGCUGUCACCGUCUCCUACUUCUACGACAAUACCAGGAAUGUAUAUCGAAUCAUCAGUCUGGAUGGAUCAAAGGCCAUUAUCAACAGCACCAUCACCCCCAACAUGACGUUCACAAAGACAUCGCAGAAGUUUGGCCAGUGGGCCGACAGCCGGGCGAACACCGUCUACGGCCUCGGCUUCUCGUCUGAGAGCAAUCUGGCCAAGUUUGCAGAUAAGUUUGCAGAGUUCAAAGAGGCGGCACGGUUAGCCAAGGAGAAGUCUCAGGAGAAGAUGGAGCUCACCAGCACUCCCUCUCAGGAGUCAGCCCCGGGUGAUCUGCAGUCACCUUUGACCUCAGAGAGCAUUAACGGUACAGACGACGAGACAGUCACACCAGACGCACCCCAGCACAUCGAAGCCAGAGCAGAGCCUUCCCAGAAUGCACUUGCCUUCUCACACAGUUCCACCAGCAUCAAUAAGCACUGGGAGGCGGAGCUGGAGGCUCUUAAGGGGAACAACGCCAAGCUAACGGCGGCGCUGCUCGAGUCCACGGCCAACGUCAAACAGUGGAAACAACAGCUGGGCGCUUAUCAGGAGGAAGCUGAGAGGCUACACAAACGGGUGACGGAGCUGGAGUGUGUGAGCGGCCAAACAACGGUGAUCAAAUCCCAAAAGACAGAACUCAACCAAACGAUAGAAGAGCUGGAGUCGGCGCUGAGGGCCAAGGAGGAGGAGUUGGAGAGACUGAAAGCAGAGGUGGAGAGUGCCAACGAGUUCCAGUCUCAAAAAGACUCCCUCGCUCUGAAGCUACGGGACACGGAGUCGAGGAACGAGACGUUGGAGGCCCAGCUGAGCGAUCUGGAGCAGCGUCUGGAGAGCAACCAGCAGGAGAGGGAGGCCUUUCACAAGAGCCUGCGCUCCCUGCUCGAGCUGCUGGACGGCAAGCUCUUCGAGCUGAACGAACUUCGGGACACGCUGGCCAAACUCAUCGAGUGCAGCUAGAGAGGCCGACGCCACCAGCAGCCAGCGCUCAGAGAAGAAACCACCUGCAUGUUGGCACUCACCGACACGUUAAGCAACUUGAAUUCUCUUCUUCUUCUUUUUUUCUCUCCACAUGUAUACGAUACUUGUGAAAGAGUAUGUUUACACACAACUUUAUGCAUUAACGGUACACACACAUUUUUUCUACGGGACAUGUUUACAAUCAAGCCAAGUUAAAGGGUACCUCAGGUAUGUUUCAACCUGGAUCCUACUUUCAUGUUUUUCUGUCUGUGUGACUAAAUGGGACAAUUUUUUUUAAAAUUGGUCCGGUAUUGAGCGAGCGCACUGCAGUCGGUUCACUAAAGUGCAUGUUUUUACCAUUGACGGGCUCAGAUUGUCAUUAUAGGUGUCUGACAACAUGGUGGAAAGGAUCCAUGCAGAGAAAGACCGUUUUUCAAAGAGUACAAACCUUUUUUGUUUAACCAGAUACAUUUGCUAUUUCGUUCUCGUCAAAGCCACCAGGCUCCAUUGAGGAAAACAGAAAUUUUACCUGUCAGAACAAGGGAGUUGCUUGUUUACCGCUGCCUUGGUCGGUUAGUUUAGUUUUCUCAAGGGAGUCUGGUGGCUUUGAUGAGACAGUAUAGCGACCGUGUUUCUGGUUAAACAAAAAGGAUGUCACAUCUUAAUGUCUAUCUCUGUAGAGAUCCUUUCCAUAAUGUUGUCAGACACCUAUAAUGACAAUCUUAGCCUGUCAGUGGCAAAAAGUCCGCAAGGAUUAUGGUGCGGCUCUGUUUUGCUGCUGCCCAAUGCAGCGUGCUCGCUCAAUACUGAACCAAUUUCAAAAAUGUUUCCUAAUUAGUCACAAAGAGAUAAAAACAUUGAAAAAUAGGGUCCAGGUUGAAAAAUACAGAGGUUACCCUUGAGAGAGGCUUUGCUUGGACCAUGCCUUCCCUCUGCUCCACUCUUGACGGUCUGACAACACUUUUAAAACUCAGAACAUGAAUCUGUUUUUGUUCUUUGUCUCUUGAAUGUCAUGCCGUUUGACGGGACGUUGAGUGUCAUUUUUGUUUUUGUUUUUGGUUCAGGUUUUUUUUUUUUUGUCCAUAAAGACUUUGUUAAUUAAUUAAAGACGGCCUGCGCCGUCACCAGGAGCCGGCGAGUCUUCUUUUUUGUUUUUCUCUCUCUUCCUCACGUCAUCGUCAGCCAAAUGGACACUUGAGAGUCAGACAGGAAGGACUCGGUUUGACUUUUCCUACACUACUCUUUUUUUUGUUAUUUGAACUCUGCGGGGUCGAAUGUCAAGAAGAGAAAACUACAAAUGUCCCCCCUGUGACUGUAAUCCAACAAGGGACCGCCAAAACAAACGGCCGGCGAGGACUACGUCUUAUAUUCUUCUACAAUAUAUAUGAGCAAUACAAAAAGGGAGCAUCAGAGGGUAAAUAAACACUUUCCACUCUCACUUUCAGGUAAUGUUACUCUCUGAUACGUUUAGACCACAAGCGAGGCAGGAUUUUAAUCACUUUCUUUCUUUACACUUUUUUUAAAGAAUACCACUCCAACAAAUUCAUAGUGCACUUGUAAAAAUGGAGUUUGUGUGUUCGAGUGAAUCAGAUGUUUUCUCUUCCCUCUUGUUUCUGUUGCGACUUGAAGUGCAAUGAUUGAAUCCUUUUUGUUAAUUUAUUACUGAAGCAACUGUUACUGAAGAUGAGGAUUAUGAUGGAAGUUGUACAAAGAUCUUUAUUUACUAUCUUGUUUUCACUUAAUAUGAUUUUUUUUGUCUAGUAUGUGGGGUGUCAAGGUAGUUUUUGUUUUUUAGGGGGGAAAAAUGGCAAUAUUUUUGAACUAUUUAUCAAAAGGAGAUGAAAAUCGCACGUUGGAUUUGCAGAGAAUCUUUUUUUUUUUUUUU
This is a messenger RNA of Micropterus salmoides (largemouth bass), 4117 nucleotides long. Its product is annotated as homer protein homolog 1-like. Lineage: Eukaryota; Metazoa; Chordata; Actinopteri; Centrarchiformes; Centrarchidae. Gene Ontology annotation, cellular component: cytoplasm; plasma membrane; postsynaptic density. Gene Ontology annotation, biological process: regulation of store-operated calcium entry; G protein-coupled glutamate receptor signaling pathway. The transcript is spliced from 9 exons. The record is from RefSeq and is a predicted model, not a curated record. Gene Ontology annotation, molecular function: G protein-coupled glutamate receptor binding. The coding region runs from base 1162 to 2232 and encodes 356 amino acids.